Molecule: messenger RNA, 2329 nt
Organism: Cryptococcus deneoformans JEC21
Lineage: Eukaryota; Fungi; Basidiomycota; Tremellomycetes; Tremellales; Cryptococcaceae
Exons: 7
Coding region: 613-2163 (516 amino acids)
Molecular function (GO): DNA binding
Source: RefSeq, a predicted model, not a curated record
AAACUUCAGACUUCAGAUCCGAAGAGCAUAGCAUGAGCCAAAAGGCCAGAGCAGGUCAAUUAUCAAUUACUUCGGGUCUUGAGCUUUGAGUCUCAACCACUGCAACGACACCACGCAUCACGCACCACUACAGUCUAGCCAUAGUGGCAAACGAGUCUAUAUAUACUUAAAAGCUUCACAAGGUUGUAAAGAUCAAGGGUAACCUUUCGUCUGCUUUUUUUCUACUGGAUACCCGUUCAACCUCCAUUAGAGGCAUCUCGCAUUUCCAACAGCCUCAGCUCAACUUCUUUCAUUUCUUUGACCUUUAUCCAAUAUUCGCAGCUCACUAUCUCUUCAAAUCAAGCAACAGAUUCUUGUUUUUAAUUGUCAAUCACCGGGUCGCGACAUUAUCUACACAAUCCUAGACAAACCUAUAGCCUUUCGUAUAAGAUAGAGCAGCAGUCUACCAGCGACAACUUCUCACUACACACCGUCGAUUUCCGCCUUUGUCGCCAUAUAGAAUCUUCAAUCCAAAUUCACAGCUGUUUCGAUCACUCUUAUCUUAGGAGUCCUUAGUGCUAGGAGAACAGUCUCACGAAAAGUUUCCAGUUAAAAGCCCUGCUAUCUUUCAAGAUGGACAUGUACGAGACAGCAUCUACACAGCAGCCAGCUGCGAUCUGUAUUCUCAAAUCCCCAAUCGAUGCUAUUCAUAUAUUGGAAGCCGCCAGGCUUGGCUUGGUUCCGAGGGUAACCAGGAGGUUGACUGGACAUGAGAGGUCAAUGAUCCGCCCAGGUACCGUGUGGGUAUGGGAGGAAGCUGAAACAAACAUGAGGCGAUGGACCGAUGGUCGACGGUGGGGCGCUUCUAGAGUAGGAGGAGGAGGAUUUUUGGUCUACACAGAGUCUUCUGAAUCGCUAUCUCCACCUCGACAGUUGGAAACCCCAUACGGUCACAACAUGUAUCACCCUGGCUCUACACAUCGCUCCGACAGUCUGAUUAAGCAAACUUAUUCAACCACAAUGACUCAUCCUGUCACUGGUAAAGUUAAGAAGUUCCAUGUUGUGGCAUAUUCGAGCAAGCGUAAUCCUCAAGGCGAUCCCCUGAACCCUCUUCCACUCCCACAUCAACUGCCAGCUUUGAGGCAUCUCAAGGUGACCCCCGGCAUAUGGCCGGAAUGGGAAACCCCUACUUCAUCGCCCGCGACCCUUUCAUACCCGCUUCAUCCUCAACAACCUCCUACGGCCUAUCCCCCAUCCUACCCUCAAUCUCGUCCAGAGGCUUAUCCACGAGCUUCAGCUUCGACUCCAGCUUAUUUUCAUAAUCCUUCAUACAUGUCACCGGGCAUAUCACCAGCUGCGGAGAGAGGGAUGUAUCAACCUGCUGAACCAUCUCAUCAACCUCCAUCACAUUUGAACCCCAUGUCAAAUGGCUGCUCACAACACACUAACGGGAGCAGCAACAAACGCUAUCAUCCCUACGAGCAGCCUUCUCGCAAUAUAGAACAACGACCUCCAUCUUUUUUUCCAGGUCCCCCGCCAAUGCUCCCAGCUAUCUCCAAUGAUUUUGGGCGAGAGAUGGGUGCUUAUGGUCCUCCAGCAUGGAUAGGGGCUUCUCGUGGGUCACCAGCUCCACAGUACGCUUAUAGCUACCCUACCCGCCCGUCCGAUUAUCUGAAAAACGGUCAUUAUUACGAUACUCCCCUUCCUUAUCCUCCUUACAGAGAUCCAAUGCCUUCGGAUGGGCGUUAUGCUGUUGCGACACCUGGUGAUACUCGUCGUUACACGCCAGUUGACGAUCAUAUGCGCAAUCAACUUCCUCAUUUAUACAGAGACGCCCCAUCUACCUACAAUAAUGCUAACCAGGGUAACGAAGCCUCUCGUCCGGCAACUCCUGGCGAGCUAAAUGCGCAAUAUCCUGGCGAUCGGACUUCUGGUUCCCCCAAUUUGCCCACUGGUGGCGUAACAUUACCACCUUUGAGAGCGACCUUCAAGGAAGAGGCGUCUCCUGAAGGCGGAGGUUCGAUGCUGCCUCCGGCCAGCAAAUUGAGCCCUUCAGGGAGAUAUUCAGUAGUGGACAGACAUUCAAGCCAGAGUCCAUCAGGUGUUCCGAAGACCAAAGUUCAGAAUACUUGGGCGGAGGAUGCUAGGCAGUUGGGGGAGCUUGGUCGAAGGGUCGUGCUGUAAUCACACGGCGAGGAAGGGGGAAAAGCUCUUGUUGAGACGUACACGGUUGAUGUGGUUGUACUCAUCAUUACUGAAGUGUGUCAUUUAUGUACACCUGAAAUGAUAACGCUUGAUACACCACGAUGAGUAGUGUCUAAAUAGUCUACUAAUAAACAUGUACACUAUC